Zingiber officinale is the source of this 2917-nucleotide messenger RNA. RefSeq names its product mitogen-activated protein kinase 10-like. The transcript has 10 exons. Gene Ontology annotation, cellular component: cytoplasm; nucleus. Gene Ontology annotation, molecular function: MAP kinase activity; ATP binding. Bases 657 to 2516 code for a protein of 619 amino acids. Gene Ontology annotation, biological process: protein phosphorylation; intracellular signal transduction. The record is from RefSeq and is a predicted model, not a curated record. Lineage: Eukaryota; Viridiplantae; Streptophyta; Magnoliopsida; Zingiberales; Zingiberaceae.
UCGAGAACGAAUAAACAAGGAACAACGCCCCAUCGCUCCUCUCUCUGUCUCUGUCUCUCUCUCUCUCUUCCCCCUCUAUCUCGCCCUCGUCUGGCCUCUUUCUGCGACCAAGCCCUUGGAUUAGGGUUUGGUUUCGGGUCUGAUUCGUUUGAGGCUGGAGAUUUGUCGAGCAGUCGAGGUCUCGAGCUGUUUGGUCGAGGCCGAGGUGGGGGCGGAGCUUUGUUUUCCGUUUGGAGCGCGGAGGGGCUGGAUCUUGGACGGCAGCCGAUGCGGGAAGGAAGGGAUAUGUGGUUGAUCUUCCGGCGCUGUUGUCUCUGUUCGUGAUUGUGGUGGACGGUGUUCUUGUAGCUGUCUCUUCGUCGAGGGCUUGGGAGUACAUCUGAGAUUGGAUCUGGUUGCUGUGUUUAGUCGGUGGGUCGGUGGAAUACAACGCGUGAGUGGGACUAGGGGAUUUGGUGCAUGGGCCGAUAGGACAAAUGCUGCUGGUUCCAGUGGCGAUCUGUUCUUUUUGACUUCUUGUGCAGAAAUUUUUACGGCGCUUGGGAGAAAGAAAGGAAAAAAAAAGGGGGUUGUGAAGAAAGAGGUAGGAGAGAGAGGAAAAAAAAAGAAGUAGAUUUGGCUUUUCUGUGAGGAAUUCCAAGUGGCUAGCUGUACAAAUGCAGCAAGAUCAGCGUAAGAAGAAUUCACCAGAACUAGACUUUUUCAGCGAGUAUGGUGAUGCUAAUAGAUACAAGAUUCAGGAGGUUAUUGGCAAAGGUAGCUAUGGAGUAGUUUGCUCGGCAAUUGAUAUACAUACUGGUGAGAAGGUAGCAAUAAAGAAGAUCCAUGAUAUUUUUGAACACAUAUCUGAUGCUGUCAGAAUUCUUCGUGAGAUCAAACUUCUUCGUCUCUUAAGGCAUCCAGACAUAGUGGAGAUCAAACACAUAAUGUUGCCUCCAUCAAGGAGGGAUUUCAAAGAUAUUUAUGUUGUUUUUGAGCUCAUGGAAUCUGAUCUCCACCAAGUAAUUAAGGCAAAUGAUGACUUGACAAAAGAACACUACCAAUUUUUUCUUUAUCAGUUGCUUCGUGCUUUAAAAUAUAUCCACACAGCUAAUGUGUAUCAUCGUGAUUUAAAGCCAAAGAACAUACUAGCAAAUGCAAACUGCAAACUGAAGAUUUGUGACUUUGGAUUAGCUAGAGUUGCAUUUAGUGAUACCCCCACAACAAUUUUUUGGACAGAUUAUGUUGCAACCAGAUGGUACAGGGCUCCAGAGUUAUGUGGAUCGUUCUUUUCUAAGUAUACUCCUGCUAUUGAUAUUUGGAGUAUUGGUUGCAUAUUUGCUGAAGUAUUGACAGGCAAGCCUGUCUUCCCUGGCAAAAAUGUGGUUCAUCAGUUGGAUUUGAUGACUGAUCUUCUGGGGACACCUUCCUUGGAUACAAUUUCUCGGGUUCGGAAUGAAAAGGCAAGGAGAUAUUUGAGCAGUAUGAGGAAGAAACAGCCAGUACCAUUUGCACAGAAGUUCCCAAAUGCAGAUCCGUUGGCAUUAAAACUUUUAGAGAGGCUGCUAGCCUUUGAUCCUAAGGACAGGCCAACUGCUGAAGAGGCAUUGGCUGAUCCCUAUUUCAAAGGUCUUGCUAAAGUAGAGAGGGAACCAUCUAGCCAUCCAAUCACAAAAAUGGAGUUUGAGUUUGAGCGUAGAAGGUUGACUAAAGAUGACAUUCGGGAACUUAUCUUUCGUGAAAUAUUGGAGUAUCAUCCUCAGUUACUCAAAGACUACAUUAAUGGAACCGAAAGAACAAAUUUCUUGUAUCCUAGCGCUGUGGAUCAGUUUAGAAAGCAGUUUGCUUACCUUGAGGAGAAUGGUGGUAAAAUUGGACCUGCCAUUCCACUAAAUAGGAAACAUGUUUCUCUCCCUAGAUCAACGGUUGUCCACUCGUCUACUACUGUUUCUCCAAUGGAACAAACCAAUAUGGUCUCUUCAAGAGAGAGACAAGGCACUUUUGAACCUUGCAAGAAUCCUCGAGACGUUGAAAGGCCAACUGGAAAUAUUGCAAGGACUUCACAGGCACCACAAAGGAUUCCAACCGCUCGGCCAGGAAAAGUUAUUGGUCCCGUCUUGCUUUACGAGAGUGCGAGUGUGAAAGAUGCCUAUGAUCCUAGACGUUUCAUUAGAAAUCCUGUGCUUCCACCACAACCUGGUAUUUCUCCGGCAUAUUGUUUUCACAAUAGCUCAGGCAAGUUGGAUGGCUACAACAGAGAACCAUUGGAAGCCAAACAUGAACCCGUUCAACAUAAGCCUCCACAACCGUGCUUGCACAAUAAGAUGGCGCCAGAUGUAGCUCUCGACAUGAGAGCCUCCCCAUUUUAUCUCACGAGGACCAAGGCUGAACCUGCUGUGAGGGAAAGCAUGAUCGAGGCAAGCUUGGUGCAGACAAAAUCGCCCUACAAUGGACUUGUUGCAGCAGCAGCAGCAGCAAGUGAUGUUGCACAUAGAAAAGUUGGUGCUGUUCAGUGUGGUAUGACAAAGAUGUAUUAGGCAGAGAUCACAGAUAUUGUGAUGAGCAGGAAAAUGAAAGUUGGGCGAUGGAGAAUUCAAAUGCUUGAGUGACCACUGGGAAGAUGAUGGAGAUUCACUAGGAACGCAGAAGUGAGACAAGAUAGGAUUGCAUAGAAUGCCAGGGCGAUUAAAGUGGCAAUUUCUUAUUUCAUGCUCGGCAUGUGCAUUUCUCUGGAAGAAAACACUUGAAAAGUUAUUGUAAGCAUGUCAGCAAGUGGAAUUGUUCAUGCUUUGCUUACAGAACGGAAACGGUUUUCCCUGUAACUUUAUUCAGAUCUGGUGUUUCGUUUACCAGACUUGUACAGAUACAAUGCCGGAGAUUAUUAGUUGAGGAGUUUCGAACGUUUCUUUGGAUACAAUAUACAUAUUUGAUGUUUCUA